AGCCUCAAUCGCUUCCAGCCAAUCCCAGCCUCAGCUUUCCAUCUCUCUCACGCUUUACGCCAUCUUGAAAUUAUAGCUUCAGUUUGUAAAGUGCCUGAAAUACAACAAAACUGCUCCUUUAUCGCCUUCGUGGGCGAUAUGAACAGUUCUCGAAACAAACCGUCACAGGCAGCCGGGAAGGGGCAGAAGGACGCAGACAAAGCGGUGGAGAGCAGCAACCGUGACAGAAAGACCGGCGGAGGAAUGCUGAGGAAGCUGAAGUCAAGGCGCAGCCACACGGAUAAGUGGCCUUCGGUCACAGAGGAUGAGCUCCGGGCUUUAGGACCAGAUAUCUCCCCGGACCAUGUCCUGGGUCUGCGGGUUGUCACGGAAGACUACCUAUGCAGACCUGAGGAUAAUAUCUACAGCGUCGACUUCACACGGUUCAAAAUCAGAGACCUCGAAACCGGAACGGUUCUUUUUGAGAUUGCCAAACCUCCAAAUAGUGGUCAUGUGGAGAAAGACGAAGAGAGCGGGGAUGCAGACUCCAGCGUGGGGCGUUUCGUCAGAUACCAGUUCACACCUGCCUUCCUAAAACUGCGCACUGUUGGGGCGACCGUUGAGUUUACAGUGGGCGACCGGCCCAUCAACAGCUUCCGUAUGAUCGAGAGGCAUUACUUCCAGGGACGGCUCCUCAAGAACUUCGACUUCGACUUCGGCUUCUGUAUACCCAACAGCCGCAACACAUGCGAACAUAUUUACGAGUUUCCACAGCUUCCCGAAGACCUGAUUCGCCAAAUGGUGGAGCACCCAUAUGAGACCAAAUCAGACAGUUUCUAUUUUGUGGACAACAAACUGAUCAUGCACAACAAGGCAGACUAUGCCUACAACGGUGGGCUUUAAAACCUGAAAGAAGAAAUGGGUCCAGGAUCUCUUAGUUGGAAAAUGUCCUAGAUUAUACCCUUCUAAAACUUCUUCCAAAACAGGGUGUAGAAGUGGUUUUUUGUUGUUGUUGUUGUUGUUGUUGAAAUUAUUAGAAACUGGACCAACUCUGCCUUACUACAAAAACACGGAUCCAUAUGGAAGUACCUCGGGGAAGCUCAGCUUCGUGGACUCACAAUAACUUUGCUCAUGAUUUCUGUAUAUCUGACUGAAGUGUUUGUUCUGUUGUGUGUUUUGGUUUGUCACGUUACUGCUUGAACCCUUCGACCUUAAGAGUUCACACUGUCUCUGCUGGAAGGGGACGCUUCUGGUCGCAGAUAGUUAGGAAUGUAAUUCACUUAAACACUCAUGUUUAUUUAAAUGACCCGUUUCUACUGACAAUUGGAUUUCCUCAGUGGGAAAGCAAGCUUAAUAUUUCUCAAGCGUUUUUUAUCCUACUGUUUGAUGAAGAGAUAGCAUGAAUUGUGUUGAGUUUUUGUUAUCGACUCGUGGCUUGAAAUGUUCUGACUAACUGUUUGUGUCUGAUUAAGGAUAAUUUCUUUCUGACUCAGAGUAGAUUAGGGUUGUUUUUUUGUUUUUUUUUUCUGGUAAACUUUCAUUCCAUUUGAGGAAAAACAUGAACUUCCCAUGAUUACGUCUCAUGUCACCAAGUUUCCUUUUGUUCUAUCAAAAACUGGCAGAAUCGAAGAAGGUGAGAUGGUGAUAGACUACAUUUCUGGUCACUCGCACAUAAUGCAUCAAUAACCGCUUAGUUUGCAUGUUUAAAUUCACUCUGAUGUGGUUCUACUUGUUUAGUUCCUUGAAAUCCAUCCUCCUGGUUCAUUGAACAAGGAGGAUGCAAACCUUUCCAUUAAAAACUCAAAGGGAACCGAAAAAGGACUGAUGAUGUACAGCUCAGUGCAGAAAUGCUUAGACAUCCCCUAAGUUUUUACUCAGCAGCCAUGUCAUUUCUCCUCGGUUUGUACCUUAAAAGAGAAACAUUUGUUUGUGCUUAUUGUGAAACUAUUAGUGGCCUUUUUAAAAUUUAGGGUGCCUGUAAAUCAUUAGGGGUGACAAACUAAACUCCCACCUGUAGAGCAGAAAAGUGCCUUAAAAUCUGGUGUUAGUGCUUUUUAAGAAAAAAAAAACUUGCAUAAGAAAGAUUUGAACAAUUCAGCAAGAAUAAUGGAGGUUACUUUCUUUUUAUUAUUUUCCACAAAAACCUUUUCUACUGCUGUCUUGUUUUCUAGUUCAUGUAGUCGUUCAUUUUUAGAAGUUAUUAAGGGAUUAUGAAGAAAGCCGUUAAUAGCUUCGUCCAUGCGAUGCCUUUAGCACCAUUUCAUUCUCACACUUUGUGUCUGGCCCUUGGUGUGUGAUGCGUUUAAUGUCUCUACACACAGAAGCAGCACUACUGUGGUUGCCGCGGAGAUCUGUCCUGCUUUUUUUUUUGUCCUCCAGUAUGGGAGUUGUCGUUUUGCUCAAAUGCAUCAAGAAGUGCAUGAGCACUCUCUGUUUUGAUUGUAUUUCUGUAAACUGUUGCAUAAUAUCCACUUUUUAUAUUCGAUUAGUAUUGUAAUAAAUAAAAGAAAGACUGACUGCAAGAUGCAUUCUCAUCGGCA
Molecule: messenger RNA, 2519 nt
Organism: Poecilia latipinna (sailfin molly)
Lineage: Eukaryota; Metazoa; Chordata; Actinopteri; Cyprinodontiformes; Poeciliidae
Gene: unc119b
Product: unc-119 lipid binding chaperone B
Exons: 5
Coding region: 139-882 (247 amino acids)
Biological process (GO): cilium assembly; lipoprotein transport; nervous system development
Cellular component (GO): cilium
Molecular function (GO): lipid binding
Source: RefSeq, a predicted model, not a curated record